GGGAAAAAAGAGAGAGAUUGGAGCAUAAACAAGAAGAGAAGACUGGGAUUAGGAUGCUGCUGCUGCCGCCCGCUUAUGUGUGACGGUGGGCUGCCUGUUUGAGCGCCUGCAUGCCGCCUCCUCCUCCUCUCCAUCUCCCUCCCAUAUUCUCUCCUUUGCGCACUCUAUCUUCCCCUUGCUCUUGAUCUGUCACUAGUUCUCUCUCUCUCUCUCAGUGUUCUAGUCGGGCUACUGCAGCAGUCCACGAGCCAGCCAGCCAGCCAGCCAGCCAGCCGCACACAUGGCCAAUUGACACAACUUACUACCUCAGCCAGCUGUGGUGGAGAAAACUAUCAAGUAAGCAUGAAGAAGAACACCAUGGGAGACGACCUAAAAGGAGGACCAGCGAGCCUCGAUCCCUGUUUAUGGAUAUGGAGCUGACUUUGUCUCACAUCCAUUCUCGCUCUCUUUUUUGCUCUUGAGGACAAGCACGCUCUCUCUCACACUUCCGCGAAGCUCCAGCAGUGCAGCGCAUCCCUUAUUCUACAACCGACCCCCCCCCCUACUCCCCGCACCACCAUCUCUCCCACCACCACCACUGCCCCCCUCCCUCAGGAGGAAUAGACGGAUUACUGCUAACUGUGCACACGGCAGCCUGCAGCUGCUCUGACCAGGGCCAGCCCCGACGCUGGGAGGAAGCAAGAGGAGCUCAAAGGAAGGGGAGAAGAGGAAGAGAGAGGGGGCUUGAUUGUGCCUGGAGUUCUUUAGCCUUUUUUCUGUCUCUCAGUCUGUCACAACGGGGCUAAUCACCAGCCGAGCAGUCCUUGGCAAAGUCACACUGAGGGAGGUCUCGCCACCAAACAAGGCAACCAGCAUGUAUCAGGAGACAGUUGGACCAGGAUUUUUUUUGGCAGUUUUCCUCUAACAAGGUGAAGUACAUCAUGGAUCAAUUUCACCUUUGAGAGACUUUGGCCUGGUAGGGUUAGCCAGGGCAGAAGAGGUUUAAGCACUUGGUAAGCCUCGCUGGCCUUACCUGCGCCUGUGAGUGCUCAGUCCUUCCAACCAGGAGCCAUUUUGUACCCUCAGCCAAUCAAGGGUCACUCUCACUUGCAAGAAAACUAAUUCAUGCCGCCGUGACCCAUAGAUGGACUACAUAAAUCAAUGAGACAAUUUUCAAACUAAUGAGCAUCUUCCUGCAUUGUCGAUGGAACUCGGGAGCCUUGAGUUGCUCCAGCCAGGCUAGGGUGAUCCGUCCUCUGGUGUAUGCCGUCUCCCCCCACCAUGCAGAAUAAUGUGCCCUCCACAUCAUGAGUCCUUUGGGCCAGGUUAGUGUGCAGCCUACCUGGAACACAGCCCUGCUUGCCGUGCUCUCCCUCAUGGUACCUGCCCUCAGUAUGUGCCAGUCCAGCAGCCCAGCACUAGGUUCAGCCAACCCACAGAACUGUCCGGGUGUGUGCUCCUGCACCAACCAGCUCAGCAAGGUGGUCUGCACUCGGCGAGGCCUGGUCCGGGUGCCUCCAAAGAUCCCAGCCAACACCAGGUACCUUAACCUGAUGGAAAACAGCAUAGAGACCAUACAGGCUGACACUUUCAGACACCUGCAUCACUUGGAGGUACUGCAGUUGGGCAGGAAUGUUAUCAGGCAGAUUGAAGUGGGGGCCUUCAAUGGCUUGACCAGCCUCAACACCCUGGAGCUGUUUGACAACAGGCUGACGGUGAUACCCAGUGGAGCUUUUGAAUACUUGUCAAAGCUAAGAGAAUUGUGGUUGAGAAAUAAUCCCAUCGAGAGCAUCCCGUCAUAUGCCUUCAAUCGCGUCCCCUCGCUAAUGAGGCUUGAUCUUGGAGAGCUCAGAAAGUUGGAGUACAUCUCUGACGGGGCAUUCGAAGGCCUUCAAAACCUCAAGUACCUCAACUUGGGGAUGUGCAACCUGAGGGAGUUCCCCAAUCUGUCACCACUUAUGGGACUGGAGGAGCUUGAAAUAUCAGAGAAUGUUUUCCCUGAACUGAAACCUGUGGCCUUCCACGGGCUCAAAAAUUUACGCAAAUUAUGGAUUAUGAACUCCGCCAUCACCACAAUUGAGAGGAAUGCAUUUGAUGACAUCACAGCUUUGGUGGAGUUGAACUUGGCUCAUAACAAUCUGUCAUCGCUCCCCCAUAACCUCUUCACACCACUGCAGUAUUUAGUGGAGCUACAUCUGCACCACAACCCUUGGAAAUGUGACUGUGACGUAGUAUGGCUGUCUUGGUGGCUCAGAGAAUACAUUCCCACUAAUUCAACCUGCUGUGGACGCUGCCACACCCCGAGCCACAUGAGGGGACGAUACCUGGUGGAAGUAGACCAGACGACGUUUCAGUGCUCGGCACCAUUCAUCCUGGACGCGCCAAGAGAUCUGAACAUCUCAGCAGCAAGGGUGGCAGAACUGAAGUGUCGUACUGCUGCUAUGAGCUCUGUUAGAUGGCUUCUCCCGGGUGGGACUGUUCUGACACAUGGAUCGGUUCACCCGCGGAUUUCUGUCCUUAACGACGGCACUCUAAACUUCUCCAAUGUUCUGCCGUCAGACACAGGUGUCUACACUUGCAUGGUGAGCAACAUGGCAGGAAAUUCCAAUGCCUCGGCCUACUUAAAUGUCAGCAAUGCCGAACUCAACACAUCAAAUCUGUCCUAUUUUACCACUGUAACGGUGGAGGUUCUCGAGCCAACAGUUGAAGAAACCCCAAAACCCAAGCCUACUGUCCCGGCCUCGCCUUCAGUCUUUAAGCCCGUCUUCAUCUCCACGCCUACUGUGCUGUUCCAAAGCACACAAACGCCAAGGCAGGUGUCAAUACCUACUGCCAGAAUCCCCAGUGGGCCUGCUGCAAGCCUGGAUGAGGUCAUGAAAACCACCAAAAUCAUCAUUGGCUGUUUUGUCGCUGUGACCUUGUUAGCAGCGGCCAUGUUGAUAGCGUUCUAUAAAUUGCGCAAGCGGCAUCAACAGAGGAGCACAGUGGCCGCGGCCAGGACCAUAGAGAUCAUACAGAUGGAGGAGGAGGUUCCUCCGGUGCCACCCACUUCUGGAUCUAGCGGCUCAGAGGAGACGGGAUUGGUAUUGCCAACCUUAGUGGAACACAACAGCAACACCUUUAAGCCUGGCUACGUGUCUCGCCAAGGGGCCUACGGUGCCCACUGGACCCAGAACAACACUCUUCAUCGUUCAACCAGACAGCAUCACAGCCACAUCAGCACCAUAGCGGAUCCUUAUAUGAUUAAGACUACUCAUGGAAAAGAGAAGGUUCAAGAGACCCAAAUCUGAAUCAUGUUCCACAAGGAUUUAUCACUGACUCUCUCCCACCUCUUGUCCAUGUCGUAGAAUGCACAAAGAAAAAAAAAAUGGUCUUUUGUACAGAAGUGCAAAUAAGAGACACUUCAUGUUUCUUGUACAUGCCUAUACAUAAUAUAUCACUUUAAAAAAUACAAAUAUAUAUCUAUAUAUGAGAUGACCAGGCAGCGGCAAGACAUGCAGAUUUUAUUAGAGAAGAAAGAAAUUUGAGACUAUUUUCUAAUAACUGGUAACCUCUGUUGAAAGAUUGCUUUAGUGUUUGAGGGUGGUUCAUGCAGAAAAGGAGGCAUAUAGUUUGUUCUGGACCAUAUUUAGGAUGCAGUAAAAUAUGGAUCUUUAUAUACAGCCCCGCAUUGAAAGCUCCAUUUUUUUUACUGUGCCAAAUGUGAUAUGCAAUAAAAUGGUAUUAACCCACAAAGGAAAACGCAAAAAGACACAAAAGUAAAAUGAAUAGAUUUCGACAUUUGUGUAAGCAUAGCAGUGCGAUGGCACAGAUAGAACAUGUGCUGUUCAAAUGCUUUUUGACUGCAGUGCAUUUCUGCAGCUAAGGUUCACCCUGUGUUUGCUGAUGUCACGCUCUGACAGUUGUUUUAUCUCAACAUUUUAAUUCUAUGUACUUAUGGCACAUCAAACAAACAUGCAGACUAAUAGCAGUUGUUGCAAAUACUGUACUUUGUUUGUCAUUGGUUGCAUUUUUGUGUUGUUUCUUUCCCCCUUUUAGGUUUUGCUUCUUAAUGGCUUGUGUAGUGUUUAGGGCUAAUUUAGUAAUGCAUUACAGCAGUUGCCUGACUUGUCUCUGCAAGGGCUCAUUCUGAUGCUAAUUUUUCAGCGGAACUGACAUGUGGUGCAGUGAUACAGGGCUUUGCGGACCAUUCUGCUUUUUUUUGGGAGGGAAAAAGGAUUGAAGUUAAACACAAUGAAUGUCUGUCUGAUACCCGGGGCUUUUCCAUGGACUACAUUGACUUUGUUUUACCAGUUUAUUUUCAAGGAACACUAUUUUUAUGGAGAGACAAAAAAGAGGCUAUGAAAAAUAAAACCUUUUCAUUUGUAUUUCUUGAAACAGAAACACUUUCAUCUGAUGUCUUUUGUGUGUAAUUGUUUAACAGUAAAGAGCGGGGACAGGAUUGUAAAUCUACCCCCAAACCUCCCCCAUUUUACGCUCUCCUAUGCAUUUACUCGGUGUCUGCAUGAAUGGGUCUUUAAGUAGCUGGUGUACAAUGCUGCAUUAUACCCCACAGUGGGGCUCUAUGCAGGUCAGAUAGGCUGUUGGUCUUUGAUGCCUCCACUUAGUUCUUCUUAAAAAAAGAGUUUAAAAAAUAUAUGUAUCCCACAGUUCUGCAGUUUGUGGGUUUCUUUCCCUUACGUACAUUUGCAGGAUCCACUAUGUAAGGUAGCAUUGCUCAAUCAACAAAUUAAUGAGCGUUUCAUCAGUGCAAGUGAAAUGUUGUCCGAACCAUGACAAGUAGAUUUAUUGUUACUAUCAACGUGUCAUGGCAUCAGACAGCUGAACGCUUCAUUUGGGUGACAAAUGCGGUGACUCAAAGACAUACAGUACGACCUUAAUAUGUUGUGCCGUCUAUACUAGUAUACAAGCACAGUCCAGUCAUUCCAUAAUGCUGCAGACAUUUGUCAGAUGCUCUUCAAACCCUGCAGCUAGAUAACCAUUUAGAAAAUGUUGCCGACAGACACACACACACACACACACACACACACACACACACACACAAAAUUCAUCCUGCUGAGGCUAUUUGCAGAAAUUAAAGUCCGACCCCUGUGAUAAUUAUAGAGCAUGUUGAGUUGGCAGGAACAGCAAGGCUCCACUCAACAGCUUCGGGCUGGAGUUCUUUUGCUGAUCACAAAGGGUUGACGAUAGUCCAAAUUACUUUAUGAGAAGCUACACCCAUGUUUCGGUCUUAGAUGUUUUUCUUAAUUAACAUGAUUUUUUUUUUUUUUUUUUUCAAAAAAAGGAAAGCAUAUCUUAAUUUUGAAUUUAGAUGUUUUGUAGUUAUUAAGUUUGGGUACUUUUGGACGUAAAUUUCAUUUCAUAGGUAUUUUUAAAAUUAUUUUCAAAAUUUAAUUAAAUAAUUUAAAAUAAGACAAAUUCAUGUAAUCAAAAAUAUCGGUAGGUUUUGGACAAUAUGUUCAUUUUAUACGAUAUUAAAAAAAUAUAUAAAUUUUGCCUUUAUUUCAUAUUACAGUAUCUUUAUUUAUUAUAUAUGUAUAUAUGUGUGUUUAUGUUUAUGUUCAUUUUAUUUGCAUUAUUAGGGGAUUUUGUUUUGUAAAACGAAUGAAUUUUAAAAAAGCAUAUUGAAGUUAAAAAAAUACAGUAGGUGCUUUUUGUACUACUUAUAGUAAAUAUAUUUUAUAGUAAACAAUACUAACAUAACUUCAUAAAACUUAGAUUUUAAGGUUGGGGCAUACGUUUUAAUAAAAUUAAUAAGAUAAGGUCAUUCAAAAGUAUAUGAAUUUUGUACUAAAUCCAGUCCAUUCAUUUUGUACAAAAUAUAUUUUGACAUAAUUUGCUAGCGGUUAUGUUUUCAGGUUAAAAAAUUGAGUUAAUAAAAUUAAUUCAUAAAAUAAUAUAGCUAUAUAAGGUGAUUAAAAAUGUGUACUAAUUACAGUGCAUUAAUUUUGUACAAAAUCAAACAAAAAUAUUUUGCCAAUUUUAUAGCGGUAUGUUUUACGUCUAGGGCAUACGUUUAAUGUAAAAUUGUGUCACUCCAUAAAAUCAGGUAUUCAUUAUGUGCAAAAUUAAAAAAAAAAAAAAACAUUUUGAAAAAACUUUCAUCCGCUUAUCUUUUAUCCUUUUGCAUACAUUUUUUAAUGCAUUAUACAUGAAUCCAUUAAAAAUGAGGUCAUUUCAAGCAAUCAAAAAAUGGUGAGUUGGUAAGUUCUGUACUAAUUAAUUUGCAUUCAUUUUGUACAAAAUCCUACUAAAUUAUCAGGGGACCAGGCUCUAUUAAUAGGACUGAAUAACAGUCGCUAUACAUCUGGUUCAGCAAAACAGGGACAGUAAUUAUGUAACAGUCAGGCGUACAGAUUGAAUGGGAGCAGGUUAUGUCAGAAUGAAACAUGGCUGGUUAGUUAAGCGCACCAGGCAGGGUGUGUGUACAGGUGGACCAACAAGGAGAUGGAGCGGCCAUGUUUGUAGAUGGAUGCUUCAAACACUAUCGUGCAAAAAAAAAACCCACACUUGAUGUGACUCCUAUCAAAUAAUUGAACACCACACAUUUACCUCAAAUAGUUAGCACCAGUACAUUUGAGGACCAAGGGUAUUACGGUAAUAAAAGCGUUCCGUUGCAUAACAACAGUUAUUUCAAAAACAAAACCAACCAUCGUGUUUAAGAGAAAGCUUUAGCAGCAUUCGCGUAAAUCUUUUCACAUCCGCUACAUCCGUGUAUGUUGUACAUGUUAUUGCUUUGGUCAUUUACCAAAUGUUCAAAACGGUGAAUGGGGGAGGUGUGGUCUGAUGUGAUACGUGACUGGACAUAUGUGGCGGUAUAAAAUAUGUUUAUAUAUUGACUGUUUUAUACUUUUGGCCUUCUGCUGCUAUGCAAACUGUACCUACGCCACUGAAAACUGUCUUUAGCAUUAACAUGUAGACUUGAAAACCAUACUUACCAGUACUUGUACAAUUUGUACUAUGUUUUCAUUUAUUCCACUGUAAUAUUCCGGACAAAUUCCGCUGUCUACCCAUACAGUUGGAUCAUCAUGUCGGUGCUAUGCCUUUUCUGGAUAUGACUUUCUUCAGCCCUGUGAUUGGCUAAUACGGUUACAGUUAGGGGUAACACAGCAUAGCUUAAUGUUAGUUUUUUUUUUUUUUUCACCAGAGUACAUAUACCGUAAAGCACCGUGUAUAAACCGCACCCGUGUAUUAACCGCACCCCCAUUUUCAGGCUCACGGCGGGGAAAAAACAUUUUUUAGUUCAUAAAUGCUUGCCAACUCUUUCAUCUCAAAUCAACAUGCGUAAAGGUACUAAGCAAUUUCAAAAAGAAAAGGAAAGAAGAAAUCUGAACUUCGGCAUCUAGAUCUUUAAUAUUAUGGCUAAGCACAGAUUAAUAAUAAUAAUAAUAAUAAUAAUAAUAAUAAUAAAUCAAAAUAAAGAAAUUUGCAAUUUUCAGAGAUGUUUUGAUAUCUUAUCGUUCGCUGCUUCUCUUUUUCUCUAUUAUUUUAUUGCAUUGCUUCAGUGUGAAUUUGAAUAAACUCCAACAUUGUAUUGUAUUUUACAUUGGAAGCUUAGGUUAGCUUCAGUGUAAAUAGACAUCGCUUCACUGUGUGAAAAUACAGACAGCCGUCAGAUAAGUUAGUUGCAUACACAAGCGUUUUCAGCAACUGUACAGCAGAGGGCGCUAAAGUUAAAGCAACUGUCUAACCCACAGACGGCUAUUCUAAAAUGGGUUUGUAGUCAAUUUCUGCGUCUGGUCACAGACCUGUUAUCGUGUAUAAACCGCACCCCGAUUUUUUGCUUCUUACCAGUGGAAAAAAGUGCGGUUUAUACACGGUGCUUUACGGUAACUUUAAAAUUAACUUUAAACAAAAGACCCCUGCGAUCCCAUGUGUAAUUGUGGAGAAGUAGUACACAAGAAGUGGUACAUCUGGCCCAAGCUACACUUUUUUCCCGAUCUUAGUAGUACAUUUGGCCCAGGCCACAGUUUCCAGUACUUCACACUGUCAUGAUCAAUAGGGGCUGCAGUGCCUGAAAAGAGACUCUAUUUAAACUCUCUAAUGCGCAUGAUAAUGAUCCACCUGGAACACUGGCAAUUGCAUUUUUUUUUGGUUUUCUUUCACCAGGGUAUAAACAUGGCACCGUCAACCGUUGGUUUCACAGAUGCCUGUGCUAUUGUCAAGGGUUAAGAGGUAGAACAUUGGAGUGGAAGUGUUAUUGUGGUAUCUAGUGUUCUCCCUGGUAACAUCAAAAAGGGUUAUUGUCAGUCUUUUCUCUCAGAUGCAGUGAUAUGUCUUGCAGUUGAGUCAGUCAUGAUUGAUAUAUCGUAGUACAGCAGCCAUCUUCUCCUCCAUUGCUUUGUGUUUUGCUUCUGUUGUUCAAACUGUCAAAAAAAAAAAUCCUUAGACAUAUCCAGCAAAAAAUGUUUAACUUCUUAUUACUGAACGAUCAUUGGCCUGCUUUUCAAUUGUUGUUCAAGUAGUCGGUGAGCAGUCUACAUGACGAUCAUAUUAGCAUUGCUGAAGUGUUUGUGUGUGUGUGUGUGUUUACGUGUUCAUCAUACAGUGUUUUCUGUAACACAGUGCAGAGUGAGCAAAUGUCAUUUAGUAAUACCGAAUUCGAUUUUUGGUGUGACAGAAUAUUGAAUUCACAAAGUCACUCAAAAUUUGAAUAUGUUAAUAUGUUUAUUUUAAAAAUUAAUAAUGUUUUAAAAAAGAACUUUUUUUAUAUACAACUUUUGUUCUCAAAAAUAUAAACCUAACAUAUGACUUUAUUCCUGCCGUAUAUUUGUUUUUCUUUUAAGGGUGCCCUAAUACUCCUUAAUACAAAGCACAUGAGGAGGAUUGAACUGAAAGAGCAACAACUGACAAUUUAUUUAAUUUGUGGCUAUAAAAAUAUAUAGUUAUUGUUUGGUUUACUGAUGAAAAAAAAAAAACAACAACAACAAUCAAUGAGGCCUAUUAAGAUUAUUAUCAUUGUAAUCAGUUCUUUUGGCACUGUUGUCUUGUUACUAAAGCACUUUUUCCCAUAAUGAAAAUUGGUCAAACCAUAGUUAGGACACUAUAGUAGAAUACAAUUAGGAUUAAAAACCUAUUUGUCUCUCCUUGAGGCAACUGUUACAAAUGACAGCAGAUUCCACCAGUUUUCAGCAGCCUGUCGGAAGCCUACACUAUCCAUAUUAGCAAGGCACAGCAGAGAUAAAAAGAAUUAAGUGCCACUACAAGCAGUCGUUUGUCUGUGUAGCUCAAUGGGAUCUAGUAGGGGGGGAAAAAAGCCAACAGGCGAGAUGACAUGCGGCGGCUAACGCGGUUUGAGCUAAAGGGUUUGCUGCAAAAGUGAGUCCUUGAGCCUCAAGAUCUAUAUCUGUUAAUGAAGUCUCAAGCAGCAGCCGUACCAGGCAGCACAGUAAGUCUGCCCAAGUAUCCCUGGUGACUAUGGUUUCCAAUUCCCUGAGAAAUAAAUAAAGGACACCUUGUUGGCAGGGUAAUACGGGACAACUUGCAUCCCUUUUUAGCUCAAUACGGAACACAGACUUUUGUUUCUAAAUGCGGGAUGAUUCCGUUUACCGAGAGAUGGUUGGCAGUCCUGGUGGUGACUGAUGCUUUUCUGCACCCACAAAGAAAUUUGGAGUAAUGAUUCAUGGCAGUGCUAUUGAGAAAUAGUCUAGACUCAAAUUCUCAGCUCAUUUUAUUUUCAUUGCUUGACUAGUAAGCCAGCAUGUGACCACACUGUGCUACCUGCAAACUACAUUUAGUAUGAGUCUCCGAUGUUAUUCUCAAGUGUGAGCUCACUCGUUUUGAUGCAAAAAGGCAGUCAAAUUAACAACUAGGCCUCCAUACUGUUUGUUUGUUUCACUUGUGCUUUUCUUUCUAGUCUUGCUUUUGAUUUUGUUCGUCUUUCACAAACAUAAACAUUACAUGAGUGUCUUGAAAGUGCGAACCAUGAAAUAUCAUAACUCCUGUAACCUGAAAUGUUAUUUUACUAAGGUGCAGUUAUGAGCAUACUGUAUGUCCUAUCAAACACAACUUUUCAAUGAAAGUUCUGAAAGUCGCUGAUGUCUUUUUGUGUUGUAUGACAAUUCUAUGAUGUAGGAUUUAUGCAGUUGGAUUGUAAGGGCCAUAUCAACACACUCCACUGAGAAUCUAAUUAAUCUAAUUAACUGAUCACAUUAGAAUUACUAAAUGGUUAGGAUUAAUGCAUAUCUUCCGGAAGUUUAAACAGACACUCCUUUCAAAUAACCUAAAAAUUACAGUACUUCACAUAUGUUUAUACCACUUUGUAUGGAAAUGACCAAAAAUAGCUAUACAAAGACAAUACAAUAUUGCAGCGUCAUAUUUGUGUCCAAUUAAUGGUUAGUUAGCAGGCUACUUCUUGGCUCAAGGAUGAUAAUGACUAAACAGACAGUGCCACUAUAAUUUUAGUGGAUAACGGUGUCAUUGAUGCCACAUUGACUUGAAAUGGCAAAUUCCUGUAUCAGCACCUUUUAUCCAGACUCUCACCAUAAUGUAUUGGAUCGUCAGACCAUGCUUCACAUUGCAUGUUUUGUGCAAUCUUCCUAACUGUAUCUGUACUGCAGUGUUAACAUGAUUCUUGUAAAAAAUGUCAAUUGUCAUACAAUAAGACUUUUUCACACUAUUGUAUGCUGGUUUUCAAAUAUAUUUAAAAAUGCUUAUUGAAUAUUUUAUAUUGAAUAUAAAUAUUGAAUGCUGCUUGCAAUGGUAAGAUGGAUUGUAGUGGUGAUUGAGAUAUCCUGACAAAUACAAAGUGAUGAUUUAAAAAAAAAAUACUAAAUGUAGAGUAAAUCUUGUAAAUGUAAGUACAUUUAAAUAAUAACAUUUAAAUUAAAAACAAUUAAAUAAGGCCAUAUAUGUAAUUUAUGGCCAUUGUUUUAUGUUGCCUUUUUGCAAAUAUUUGGCUCAAUUUCUUUUUUUCACAAAAAUAAAGACAAUUCCAAAAAAAUACACUGAAAAAAUAGUGCCUAUGCAGAAAAUGAUUUUUUUUUUCUCUUUUCUUCAGCAUACUCAACUUUUGUUUCUCUCGACUUUUUGAAAUGUAUGAAGCUGGUUCUGUCUCCAUAUUUUACACGAGUGUUGGGAAAAUGUACAUACAUUUAGCCUUUUAUGCAAAAUAUUAUCCAAAUUGCUGUGCUGAAUAAAGUGAGUAACCAUGUGUGUGUGUGUGUAGCAGUAAAGUAUCAAGGCCAGACGUUUCGUUGCAGGAUGUGUGACUCAUGUGUUUUGCGGAGUGGAGAUAGGACGCCCUGUCUCUGGUUGAUAGUGUAAGUAGAAGAAUCAGUUUCAACCAGCGCCAAGAAUGUUCCCUCCCUUUAGCGGUUGAAACUGCAUGUAACUAGGGCAUACCCAAAGCAAAAUAAAAGGGCAACGAGACAGAGGCUGACUCAGAGUGGGUUGGAGGAUUGUAUCUGAGCAGUCUCUGAUCACUCUCCUUGCAAGUAAAACUGUA
Molecule: messenger RNA, 11425 nt
Organism: Dunckerocampus dactyliophorus (ringed pipefish)
Lineage: Eukaryota; Metazoa; Chordata; Actinopteri; Syngnathiformes; Syngnathidae
Gene: lrrc4.2
Product: leucine rich repeat containing 4.2
Exons: 2
Coding region: 1287-3269 (660 amino acids)
Biological process (GO): synaptic membrane adhesion; excitatory synapse assembly; postsynaptic density protein 95 clustering
Cellular component (GO): postsynaptic density membrane; plasma membrane; glutamatergic synapse
Molecular function (GO): protein binding
Source: RefSeq, a predicted model, not a curated record